CAGUCUCACGCCCAUUGUACAUGACAUAGCUUUCCUGUGACUGUUCCAGGAAGUCCGAGGAUCCCUUUUGUUCGACUUCGUCGAGGCGCAAGAAGGAUGCUGUUUGGAUCAGAUCUUUAGCAUACGUGAGAAACGCCUUCCCAUCCGUUAAAGGAUCCUCCGGCCAUAAGAUGACUCUUGGGGUCUUGUUGAGCGUCCUCCUUCCCGGCCUUUGCUCUGCGGCCAUUUCUUGCUAUGGAGACCAUGGACAACCUGUAGACUGGUUCAUUGUGUACAAGUUGCCUCGGCUAGAUCACACCCCUGAGGGGGGCAUAAAGUACAUGUACCAGGACAGUAAUAGCGGCGGAUGGGUUCAGGGGGUGGCGUUGAUGAAUAGCACAGAAAGCGCCGUGGGACAAACGCUCAGUCAACUCUACAAAUCUUCAAAGUCAAAGAACGUGGCUUAUGUGCUGUACAAUGAUCAACCUCCUGUGACUAUGUCCGGUGUCAUCCGUGGCCACACUAAAGGUGUUGUUCUUCUUGACAAAACUCAGGGCUUCUGGCUCAUACACAGCGUUCCUCACUUUCCGCCAUCCAGUUCAGAAAAGUAUGACUGGCCUCCCAAUGCCUAUCACAAUGGUCAGUCCUUCAUCUGCGUCACUUACCCAUAUGCACAGUUCAAAGAAAUUGGCACCCAGCUUAUGUACAACACCAUCACCCCGUAUGAUUCCUCCAUCCCAGACCCCUUCAGUGGUGACUUACCCGACCUAAACUCAGCAGCAAUGAAGAAGGAAGUAACCAAACCCCCAUGGAACCGGCAAGUCACCCUCAAUUCAGCUGGCGGCAAACAGUUCACAAGUUUUGCCAAACAUGCAAGAUUUGGAGAUGAUCUAUAUUCCGGAUGGGUCUCUGAGGUCUUGAAGUCGGACCUGUAUGUACAGUUUUGGUUGAACUCCCGGGGAAUCCUCCCAUCUAACUGCUCCCUGACAUAUCACACAUAUGACAUUAAUUUCAUCUCCUUUGGCUCGGACAUCAGUUUCUCGUCUCACAUUGACCACUCCAAGUGGUGUGUGACCUGGUCUGACUCCCCGGGCUGGGCCUGUAUUGGCGAUAUGAAUCGGGAUAAUGAGGAGAUGCAGAGAGGAGGGGGCACCCUGUGUAGCUCGGACCCCAAUGUAUGGAAAUCUUUCAAAACCUUGGUGUCCGAUUACGACAAAUGCAAAUAAUCUAGGGAUACUGAAGUUAAACUAUACCGAAUUGUCUGCCAUAUUUUGGGUCUUAAUGUUUAUUUUUUCAUCACUAACCGAUCCAAGAAUCAUAAAUGUUUUUUAUUUUUCUGUUGAACA
Molecule: messenger RNA, 1325 nt
Organism: Hyla sarda
Lineage: Eukaryota; Metazoa; Chordata; Amphibia; Anura; Hylidae
Gene: DNASE2
Product: deoxyribonuclease 2, lysosomal
Exons: 8
Coding region: 171-1205 (344 amino acids)
Biological process (GO): apoptotic DNA fragmentation
Molecular function (GO): deoxyribonuclease II activity
Source: RefSeq, a predicted model, not a curated record